This is a messenger RNA of Aspergillus niger, 420 nucleotides long. RefSeq lists its product as hypothetical. The record is from RefSeq and is a predicted model, not a curated record. NCBI's taxonomy places the organism in Eukaryota, Fungi, Ascomycota, Eurotiomycetes, Eurotiales, Aspergillaceae. The transcript is spliced from 3 exons. The coding region runs from base 1 to 420 and encodes 139 amino acids.
AUGGCAAGGGACCCCGGUAUCUGGCUUAAUUGCCGGGUUCCACAGCUUUCAAAUGGAGCCAUCAGACUACGGAUGCUAGGCCAGCUUGAUCAAUUCAAUAAGGAUGUGAAGGCGCGUGCUGAGGCAUUGAAAGUGCGCUGCCGCAAGCCAGAAGCAUUUGGACUCUCGUCAACUGCUACUAGAGCGGAGAUCCUAGUACUAUACUUAGUCGUACUUGAGCAAAUUGCUCUCCGCUACGCUAUCAGGAACGGUUCGAAUGCAAUUUCCCUAGAGAUGGGAGACCAAUCAGCAAAUAUGCCAAGCACAUGUUUCUACAUAUUAGGAAGCACGAGUGCGCAUAUUCGGGCAAACAUUGUGAUAUUAGUAUGGACUCUAGACCGAAGUAGCCCUGGUGCGGGACUUCCUGAUCAAGAGAAGUGA